AGGGGGGGUCCAGGGGCCUACUGCCCCCUGUCACGGGCAUAGAUUGAUCUGGUGAACUCCGUGAAAACUCCUCAGGCAAUCUGCUGCAUGAAGGGAUGAAGAUGUGCUGUCUGUGAAGCCUGCCUGCUGCUGCAAGGCACACGCCAGAAGUAUCAGCCGUGUGGCUCAGUGCUGUAACGUGAGGCUCUGUGUGCACACAGCUGAGUGAUGCUGGAUAAGAGCCGUGAGUAGCCAGACUGGAGAUUUGAUGAAGUGCUCCUAUGAUGGCUCUUUGCAGCCCGUGGAAUAGGGAAGCUGGUUACUUGAUCCUCUGCUUUACUCGAACCUCAUUGUUGCAGCUUUUAAUAUCUGAAUAUCCAGGCCUCCUAUAAAGGUGACUUUGAGGAAAGAAUGGUGGGACAAGAAUCAGCGUUCAGAGCUGGAAAUGGGCAACAAGCAAACCAUUUUCACUCCAGAGCAACUGGAUGCAUAUCAGGACUGCACAUUCUUUACAAGGAAAGAAAUUCUGAGACUGUUCUACAAAUACCGAGAUCUGGCCCCGCAGCUCGUCCCACUCGACUACACCAGCAGACCCAACGUGACUCUUCCCUAUGAGCUCAUUGGCAGCAUGCCAGAGCUGAAGGACAAUCCGUUCCGCCAGCGGAUAGCAGAGGUUUUCUCAGAGAGCGGAGAUGGCAAUAUGACUUUAGAUGAUUUUUUGGACAUGUUUUCUGUGCUGAGUGAGAUGGCUCCCAGAGACCUAAAAGCUUAUUAUGCUUUUAAAAUAUAUGAUUUUAACAAUGAUGAUUACAUAUGCAAAUCAGACUUGGAGAAAACUGUGAACAAAUUAACCCGCAAUGAACUCACCCCAGAAGAAGUUAGCCUUGCAUGUGAGAAGGUGAUUUAUGAAGCUGAUCUGGACAACGACGGAAAGCUUUCUUUGGAAGACUUUCAGCAUAUGAUAAUUCGAGCUCCAGAUUUCCUCAGCACAUUUCACAUUCGAAUCUGAACCUAGCAAAACACAAAGAUGAAAGUCCUUCUUCUUGAACAGUUUCUGGAAUGGAACCAGUCACAGAACUCUCUUAUUUACCUCUUUAAAAGGAAAAGCUCAUCUUUAUUGAAUUUUCCCUGUUAUUCCGCAAAAGGUGUGUUUCUAUAGAAUUGCCCAUUCCCACCUCCUUCCCUCACUAAAGCAAUGAUGUGCAAAAAAAAAACAACAACUAAGUUCAGGUACCACCAGGUAGGGGGUUGUAUGAAAUUACAGCUUCUUAAACAAAAAAAGAUCCUAUGAAAAUACCCUAUAGCCAUUAAAAACCCCACGUUGUUAUAGACUCAUGCUGCAUGCAGGAACCUCUGUACUGUUCCUACUGAACUACUCCUUUUCCUCUGAGACAAAGCUAGCUCUAGGUUUAGGAAAACAUAUUGCUGCCUCCAGAACUUGGUUUUCCUUAGAAAACACACGCUGGAAACGUGCUUAGCUCAAGUUCUGAGGUUCAUAGAAUGCCACCUACUUCAAAAAUAGAUUCAAAAACAUGAUGGUUAAUCUAAAUUGUGUAACCAACUCCUCUGAUGUCCUUUAACAGCCUUAACAAAUGAUUCAGUCAAUCAACUGGCCCAAGUAUUCUCCUAGCGUGUCACUGAUACAGGUUCUAAGAUGGAUAAAGAUUUAUUCAGAAUUUACAAUGAGAAGUCAGCUUAAACAACAAAAAAACAACAAAACCAGAUCCUAUCCCAUGUUCUUGGCACUCUUCCCUGUUUUUGUCAAUAGUUUUCCACAAAAGGAUCUCUAUGUUUUAAUGAUGUUUUAAUGAUGAACAAACUAAAUUUUUUAAGUUCUCUUUUCAUAAGAAGUUUAUUUAUGCAGUGCUCAGGGUCCUGUACAGAGUAAAAACAUACAUACUGUAAUAAACAACAGUUCUGUCUUUUAUACAAACAUCAAAAUCAAUGGGAAGUGUUUAAGAAAGCAGUGGUAACGUGGGAAAGGUGGCAGCCAAGAGUGGUCCUUCUAAACAUAGUUUACAGUUACUUAUGAAAAUAUUGGGAUAUGUUAAGUUCCCCUCAGAACGAAGUCAUGAGUCCCAGCUCACGCUCAGCUUAGAGCACAAUUCCAGCAGGGGCUGGAGAGCAGCAGCCUGCUGCACUUUGAUCAGCUUCAGAAGACAAAAACUCCAAGCAUCAGUGAAAGAAAUGGGUCAAAGAAUAAGGCAGCCUGAAAUAAUCAGACUGCACAUUACCAUUAAUGUUCAAUUGAACAGAUCUUUAUUUCAUCUAUAAAUGAAGACACACGUUAGUCAUCAUUCUUUCCCAACCCCUGUGAACUUCUAGCAGAAAUGGAGACCAUUCUUUCAGCAGUCAUUUGUCCAUUUCCUCUCCAGCAUAACCUCCAUCCAUUUCAUGUCCAAGAAAACAAGAAAUCCCGGCAGCUUUUGAGCAUGAGCAUCAGCCAAACCACCACCACAGCAAUAAAACCCCUUACAGUUGUCAGUAAGAUGAUUACUAUCCCACACGAAAGGAGACCAAAUAAUUCCCAGCAGCAGUAAUGAGACUUACAAUAAUCCAUAGGAUUUAUAAAUCUGAGGCUGAAAGUCUGAUGGUAGCACGAGGCUGUGAUGUCGUGGAACAUGAGAUGUGCCUAUCAGCACAGGAACUGGACAGGCAACGUCAGCACUGAAGCAGCAGUUCCAGCAUGCAUUGGCAAAUCAGCUGACAGGUCUGCACCCGAAAGGGUGAAAUCUAUCCAGCAUACUGCAACCAGCCUCAAAAGUAAGGUCAACCACAGAAUUCUAUGAUCCUCAUCAAAGUAAAGGAAUUUGAGAACAUGCUCAAAAAUGGGUUUGUUUCUCUACAAACCAAGUGUUAACUGAUUACCUGGCAUUCUAGUGGUAUUUAGACAUAGAAAAUGUGUGGCAAGCACACUCUCAGCUUUUCAGAUCUACUUAAAUUCCUGUUUUAUAGAUUCUGUAUCCAAUUUCAGAUUUAUUCUGUCUUAGUUAACGAAAGCUUACAUAUAAAUGCAUUCCUGUAUUCAGUGACCUUUUUUGAACAUUGUGUUUUUGUAAUAUUCGUGCUUAAGAAAACACAGUAAUUAAAUUACGUGAUGGAAAUACCAACUACAUGUUGUAUUUAUGCCAGAUUCGAUGUCAGUAUUUGGCAACACGUAGCCAAGCAGAAAUGCCACUGCGGUGUCUUUAAGCUUUCCCUGUCCUAUAUUUGCAUUCUAGGUUUCAUGUUGUUUACACUGAUUCAGUUUCUGCAUAGAGUCUGCAUACUGUAGGAGCACAGCGAUGACUGCAGGUCACAGUAACUGCACAAAACUUCCUGAGAUUGGGCAAUAACACAGCUGUUCACUGAGCAAAACCCAUCAGUUCAGAAAAGGAAAUCAUGCUGUAAGUUAUAGUAUACUGACACAGGCAACAGCCAGCGUAAGUUUGAACAAAGGUGUUCACAGACAAAAAGCUUUUAAUGCAAAAGGGUAACAUCAGAUUUAGCAAAUGGAGGCUGGCAAAUGAUUUGGUUUGUAAGUUAAUGUGAUAUUUCUUUCCUAUCUCAAGACAAACAAUUGGGAUGCUGCCGAUGGAUGGGCAAGACAUCAAACAAUUAAGAUGCUGUCAUGGUGGACAGCCUGGUGACAGCAAGGCAGACUUAGCACUGAUUUUCCCAGUCACUUCCUGAAGUAACUCUGGCUGCAACAUCUGGCUACAUUAAAAGAGGUGGCUAGAUGUGAGACAAUCCACGUGUACCACUAAGCCAGAAACAAAACUUGAAGCAGAUCUGAUUUGUGCAGGAGAACAGCAUUAGACCAUUCCUUAAGCACCUCAACUUGGCAUCAGUAAGUCCUUGAAGCAGUCUUUUUUCUUAAAAAAAAAAA
Molecule: messenger RNA, 3847 nt
Organism: Phasianus colchicus (ring-necked pheasant)
Lineage: Eukaryota; Metazoa; Chordata; Aves; Galliformes; Phasianidae
Gene: CIB3
Product: calcium and integrin binding family member 3
Biological process (GO): calcium ion homeostasis
Molecular function (GO): magnesium ion binding; calcium ion binding
Source: RefSeq, a predicted model, not a curated record